Messenger RNA from Macrosiphum euphorbiae (potato aphid), 705 nucleotides. The record is from the annotation of a GenBank genome assembly. NCBI's taxonomy places the organism in Eukaryota, Metazoa, Arthropoda, Insecta, Hemiptera, Aphididae.
AUGAGCCAACAAAAGGCCGUUGUCGUUCUAUUAUUGAAUGUAUUUUUAACAUCAUUCGUCUGUGCCCAAUAUGGUAGUCCUGCUGGCAAUAGCAAUCCCGGAUACGGUGGUACAGGUACCAGUGUACCAUCAGGAGAUUAUGGACACAAAGGCCAAAAUCCCGUCGGAGGACCUAGUGGAUCAGAUGGAAAUUCAGAACCCGAGCCUUUCAACUUUGCUUACCAAGUAAAAGAUGCACCCACCAAUACAGACUUCAAGCACGAAGCCAACAGUGACGGCAAACGAGUGACCGGAGCAUACAGCGUACUUCUUCCUGACGGUCGUAAUCAAGUAGUGACAUAUGUUGCCGACGAAAAUGGUUACAAUGCCAAGAUCAACUAUGAAGGAGAAGCAAAACCACAACCAUCUCAACCAGGCAGCCAAGGAGGUUAUCCGUCCGCACCAGGUUUCCCUUCUGCUGCUCCUAGUUAUCCUUCCGCUGCCCCUGGUUAUCCUUCCGCGGCCGCCCCUGGAUAUCCUUCUGCAGCUGCCCCUGGUUAUCCUUCCUCAGCUCCUGGUUUCCCUUCUUCAGCUCCAGGCGGUUACCCAUCGUCUGCCCCAAGCUAUCCUUCAUCGGCACCGGGUUUCCCAUCGUCUGCCCCAAGUUACCCGACCGGCGUUAAAGGAUCUUAUGCCGCACCUCAACCCAAAAACGGAGGAUAUUAA